AUGAUCCCUCACUGGCUUCCCACCACAGGAAGUGGCACAGUCUUGCCGGAGGUUCAGGAGCCGGGAUGCAAAGGAGCAUGGGACAAUAUAACGUGCUGGGAAUGGACUAAGGUUGGAGAGACCGUCACCCUCCCCUGUCCUCGCGUCCUCAGGACUGUGUUCAGUAGAAACGGAAACAUCAGCAGGAACUGCACGUCAGCUGGGUGGUCGGACGUUUUCCCAAACAUAACCAGCGUGUGUGGUUCGGACGCCAGCCAAGAUAAGUCAAAAGUGGGUUGUAAAGCCAGCCUGGUGUUUUUCCAGUAUUUCAUCAUGGCCAACUUCUUCUGGCUGCUGGUGGAGGGUUUGUACCUCCACACGCUGCUCGUCGUCAUCUUCUCCGAGAACAGACACUUUGUCGUUUACAUGUUCAUCGGCUGGGGAAUCCCCACAGUGUUCGUCUUCGCUUGGGUGAUGACGAGGAUUUAUCUGGAGGACACGGGAUGCUGGGAGAGAAACGAGAACCCCAUCCCCAACUGGGUGAUCAACGGACCGAUCGGAUUGUCCAUCAUGGUGAACUUCAUCCUGUUCAUCAGCAUCAUUCGGAUCUUGGUGCAGAAGCUGAGGUGUCCUGACGUGGGCGGCAACGACCAGUCACAAUACAGGAGGUUGGCCAAAUCCACUCUGCUGCUGAUCCCUCUGUUUGGGAUUCACUACGUGGUCUUCGUCUCUCUCAGUGAAUCCAUCGCUGAAGCCUACAGAAUAUUUUUCGACCUGGCUCUCGGAUCCUUCCAGGGUUUGGUGGUUGCCAUCUUGUACUGUUUCCUAAACAGUGAGGUUCAGGGUGAGCUGAAGAGGAAGUGGCGGAGCAUGUGUCUGAACUGCCGUCUGAGCAGAGAUCACCACUUAAACAACACGUUCGCCUCCAGGAACGGCUCUGACCACAUGGUGCAGUUUCACCGCAGCUCCCGAACCCAGUCCAUCCUGCAGUCAGAGACCACCGUGCUGUGA
This is a messenger RNA of Scomber japonicus (chub mackerel), 990 nucleotides long. Its product is annotated as vasoactive intestinal polypeptide receptor 2-like. Gene Ontology annotation, biological process: adenylate cyclase-modulating G protein-coupled receptor signaling pathway; cell surface receptor signaling pathway. The transcript has 11 exons. The coding region runs from base 1 to 990 and encodes 329 amino acids. The record is from RefSeq and is a predicted model, not a curated record. Gene Ontology annotation, cellular component: plasma membrane. Gene Ontology annotation, molecular function: vasoactive intestinal polypeptide receptor activity; peptide hormone binding; G protein-coupled peptide receptor activity. NCBI's taxonomy places the organism in Eukaryota, Metazoa, Chordata, Actinopteri, Scombriformes, Scombridae.